ACCCACUAGCCGAAAAAGGAGAAAACCCAAGCUCGUCCAAAACGUCUCGAAGCCUUGCUCAAGGGGCAAAAGCCAGCUCGCACCUAAACCCUACAUAAACCCUUUUCCGAAUUUUCAACUAACUUAGGUCGAAAAGGUCAUAUAUUUCUGCAUAUUCGACGCCUGAAGGAAGACUUCGGAAACCGACUCAGAUAAAAAGGAAGAAGAAAGCAGGCAGAUUUCUGAACUUGCAUGGAGUCCGAGGCUUCGGACGGGGAAAGGAAAUUGCGGAAGAGGCGCAACGGGUGCGAAUCGAUAGAGGACACACUGACCAAGUGGAAGAACUACAAUGAGAGGCUUGAUUCUGGGAAAGAUGGAGGGAAGAAGACUCGGGCUCCGGCGAAGGGCUCCAGAAAAGGCUGCAUGAGGGGGAAAGGAGGGCCGGAGAACUCAGAUUGUGUAUUUAGGGGUGUUAGGCAGAGGACUUGGGGAAAAUGGGUGGCGGAAAUUCGAGAACCAAUUCGAGCUAGAGCCGGUUCUGUACCUACGAAGAAGAAUAGGCGUCUUUGGCUUGGUACUUUCCCUACAGCCUAUGAAGCUGCUCUUGCUUAUGAUAAAGCUGCUAGAGCAAUUUAUGGUGCUUUGGCCCGGCUCAACUUCCCCGACAAUGCUGUGGACUCGAAGGACUACUACUCUAAUUCUGUGUCAUCUAAAACACCAUCGUCGCAUGAGUCCUCAUUGACAUACAAUAAUGCGGAUGCGGCAGGGGGAAGAUCAGGAUUCUUUGAGGAUUGUGUGGCCAAAGAGCAAAAGCAGGAAACGGAUUGUUCUGUAUCAGAGGAAUUACAUGUUUUACGUGCUACCUCAAGAGAACCAAAAGCUGUGAAAUGUGAAUACGAAACUGAACGUGAGCUUGUUAAGAACGAUGAUGUUUUUCAGACCGAGAGCUAUGGAAGCUUCGAUCAUAGGGGAGAUUACUUGCCUAAUGAGCCCCUGGUUGUGAAUUUUGAUACGGUAUUUGAUUGUAAGCCUUGUAACGAUAUGGAUCCUUUGGAGAUACUUUUGAGGUCCAAUUAUGAUUACUUAACUGAGCUUGUAGAUGGGGAAUGCAAUCGGAGAAACAGUUGCAAGCCUUCAAAUGAUGUCAAAGUUGAGACACCGGCAAUGAGGGAAGCCGCGGAGAAACCAUUUCCGGUGAUUCUGGAAUCCGGAAGUCACAACGGGGUAGAUGAGAAGUACAACAACAUACAUGGUGAGCAAAUAAACGCGGCCGAAAUUCUUGUAACCAAUUUUGAGCCUUCUGAGGAUGUUGAAAUGAAGUUAUCGAUGACGAAUCAAGAAUUGCAAGGAGGAUUUGCAGAAACAACGAGAUUAGAUGGCCAUAAUUGCAAUGGCUUCAUACAUAGUUAUGCUUGUUUAGAUGAUUUAGAUGUGGCAUACGGUCCGAGAUAUGGCAUUAAUCCUUGGAAUGAUAUCGGAAUGCAGACAGAGCUCGACGACAGACUUGACUACGUGCAUAACUGGUCUGCAGAGGAAACCUAUGGCAUUGAUGCUGCUGAGGACCAACAAUGGGGGAGGACGCAUAAUCUCCCUAUUCAGUUGCAGACACAACCACAUCCCGACAUACCUGGAAGCUCGAAUCACACGGAGUACGCACAUUUAGGCGUGGAUAUCGAUCGACAAAGUUACGAUUCUGGUGCAAUGGAAGAGCAGGGGCUGCCUAAAUGAUUCAUGGUUCCCUUACUCUUAAUUGAGAUUGUUAUUUGGAUUAAAUAGGAGAUUUUAGCUGCAUCUUUAACCCAAAAAAUAAUAAAAUCUAUAUAUUCCCUUCCAUUUCA
This is a messenger RNA of Malus domestica (apple), 1817 nucleotides long. RefSeq lists its product as uncharacterized. Gene Ontology annotation, molecular function: transcription cis-regulatory region binding; DNA-binding transcription factor activity. Gene Ontology annotation, biological process: response to stress; positive regulation of DNA-templated transcription. Lineage: Eukaryota; Viridiplantae; Streptophyta; Magnoliopsida; Rosales; Rosaceae. The record is from RefSeq and is a predicted model, not a curated record. Gene Ontology annotation, cellular component: nucleus.